Molecule: messenger RNA, 1575 nt
Organism: Sclerotinia trifoliorum
Lineage: Eukaryota; Fungi; Ascomycota; Leotiomycetes; Helotiales; Sclerotiniaceae
Source: the annotation of a GenBank genome assembly
AGAAAAUAAUUUGACUAUCUGUACUAAUACCACGGUUCAUCGAAUUGUGUUUUCAGAUGAAAAUGGAGUUCCUCGCGUUGAUAAAGUUAUUUUUGGAAGUUCUGGUCUGAAAUCUUCGAGGAUCUUUGAGGCUAAAGUGAAGAAGGAGGUUAUCAUUUGCUCUGGUGCACUGGGUUCACCUCAAGUUUUAAUGUUAAGGUAUGCGAACUUUGUAUUUCAGAAUUUAAAUGAGGAAUUCUAACAAUUGAAAUCAGCGGUACUGGUCCUCGUGAACAUCUGGAAGAACACAAUAUUAAAGUCAUACAUGAAAUGAUUUAUCUGGUGUUGGCUCCAAUUUAGUAAGUUUCACCCCUUGAAAUAGACGAUUGAACUCUUACUAAUCGAAGAUAUUAGACGGAUCAGCCAAGUAUACCUGUUGCAUGGGAAGUACCAAUCGAAGAGUCAAUCACUCGAGUUGUUGUAUCUCCCUUAAAAGCCGCUGUUGAACUCUGCAAGUAUCUUCUCUUCGGAACCGGCGUCAUGAGUUUUCCAUCUCAAACACUAAGCUUCUCCAUCCGAUCCAAAUAUCUCAAUGAAGAUUCUACUGGACCACUCAUCGAACAUUGUCCAUCCGCAGAUACACCUGAGUCAGCAACAAUCAAAAGUGAAAAUCUACAUUCCACAAAAUCUGAAGAUUUAAUUCCAGACAUCGAACUUAUGCCUCUACCCACAAGUGCCAUGGACGACAUGGAAGAAAACCAAUCUAGCUUCUCCAAAAUAGGGAUCUUCUGCAUCCUCGCCACAAUCUGCAAUCCUCAAUCCCGCGGUAGCGUUCGUCUGACAUCCUCAUCCCCCUCAUUCCUUCCGCGCCGUCGAUUUCGGAAUAUUAUCCCACCCAACGGACCUAAUAACUGCGCAACGCGCCGUCCACCUCGCCCUCUCAUUCGGCAAAACCAUGCUUUCCUCCGGAUUCCCCCUCCUCCGUCCCAUAACCUUCCUGUCCGGAAACCAGAAUCUCGAUAUCGAGAAUGGAAAUCAAGAACAAAUGAAUCAAUUCAUACGUCAUCAGAUCCGAAAUACUUUUCACUAUUCAUCGACAUGUCGGAUGGGUUCUGAGAGCCAUGAAGAGGCCCCGGGGGUUGUAUUACGUGUUCGUGGGGUGAGGGGUGUUAGGAUCGCCGAUACGAGUGUUUUUCCUAGGAUUGUGAGUCAUCAUCCUAUGGCUCCUGCUGUGAUGGCCGCGGAAAGAUGUGCGGAUUUCAUCGUCGAUGAUGCGAGUAAAGAUUGAAGAGUGGGUGAAGGAUUGAAUGUAGUCAUACAGAGGAUAGUCCUUAGUAGAGAGAGAUAAGAGUUUGUAUUACGACUAGAUGCGUUUCAAAGCAUCUGCCGAAGUAAUACGAGGUCAUUUCCAAUGUAUCAGAUAACGAUCAUGCAGCUCCCACGAUGACAUUACCGUUGAAUUUUCGAUCGUAGCUGUUAAGGUUCGAUGGUCGUGGUAACUUGAUGUCAUAUUGCGUCUUUUCAUUCUUAUCUUGGAAUUAUCAUCGCUGAUUCACUAAUAACCGUUCUUAAGAAUCCUCCGGCUCAAUGUGCAGC